Molecule: messenger RNA, 1469 nt
Organism: Apis florea (little honeybee)
Lineage: Eukaryota; Metazoa; Arthropoda; Insecta; Hymenoptera; Apidae
Biological process (GO): G protein-coupled receptor signaling pathway
Cellular component (GO): plasma membrane
Molecular function (GO): G protein-coupled peptide receptor activity
Source: RefSeq, a predicted model, not a curated record
GACAAGAAAAGAAUUUUUUUUAUACAUCGGUACAAAAGAUUAUUAACUUUUAAAGUAUAAAAAUAUUUUCUACGUAAAAUCCAAAUAAAUAUAAUAUAUACACUACUUAUGUAUACAUAGAUGGAUUAAGUGAAAAAUGUUUGCGAAAAGUAUCGUGAUUGAAACAUUGCUUUAUGUUAUUUGUUCAGUAUAUUGUGUUCAUCAUAAUAACACUACAGAGUUGAGCGAACAAUUUAUACAAAAAUAUUGUUGCUCUGAUAAUGUCGAUAAAGACAAUGAGAAUCCUUGUAAUUUCAAUUGUACCUUGAUGAUAAUUUCACAGAAUAUACUUGGUAACAUAUCUGAUGUACCCUGUUGUUCAUCUUACACUGAAAAUUUUACAUUCGAAGCAACGAGCACAUUGAAACAAAUAGAAAUCAAGCAAGAACGUGAAAAUACCAACGCAAAAAUACAUAAAAGAUAUUUCUAUUGCAUUUCUAAUGAACAGAUUACUCAAACUUGGAAUUGUAAUGAGAAUGACUAUGUUAAAAAUUCCCUAUCGAACCGUUUAAAAACAAUACGAUGACAAUACAUUGUGACAAUAUAUUUUCCUCUUUGAAUUUUUGGGGUGUUAAUAUGGUGAUUUUUGCAAACAUUAUUUACAUUAUUCCCUAUUUCAUAGUCGUACUUAUCUAUUAUAUUAUUCCAGAUGUAGGUACGCGAGCUUACCACAAAGCUGUGAUAUCUUAUAAUGUUACACAAAUUGUCUUAAAUAUAAUUAUAAUUGCGAUAGGUACGUGUGUCUUAUGUCAUAUCUCUAUUCAUUCCAACGUUUACGUGAUUUUGGGUUUGAUACUCAUGUUCCUCACCAUAUUCUCGACAUCUUGGCUUUUCGUCAUUUGCAUUGACAUGACGUUGGUAAUCACGCGAUUCCGUUCUACAUUACCGACCGAUACGAAUCAACAACGAGAAAGAAAGAAAUUUUUAAUCUAUGCCAUUUGUACUUGGACUAGUUCGUUGUUACCGACACUUUUGGCUUGCGUCGCCGAUUUGACAACGUUGCUUCCAAUAUCUUCACCCAUCAGGCCGAAUUUCCAACGAUUUAACGAUGGUGUUAAUUUGACCGCUAUUCUUUACGUAACGAUAUUUCCAGCUCUAACUUGUUUCGUGAAUACCAUACUUUUUUUCUACACAUCUUAUAAGAUGAUUUUGAUACGAAAAUCAACGUCUUUUGCGACCGAAAACAGUGAUAUAACAAAGAUCAAUAAGGCGAAGAAACAAUAUAUUGUUUAUCUCAAAUUAUAUCUCUUGAUGGAUUCACCCUGGAUCACCAGCGGUCUUGCUGCUGCUUUUAACGAAUUAUGGAUAUUAAAAUUUUUACGAAUGAUCCAACCGAUGCUCAUGUUAUUGGUAAUUUUACCUCCGGGGACGAUAUCGAAACUUUUCAAGCGCAAUUAUAUGCUUCCUAAAUGAAAUUGAAUAUAAGGAUA